Solanum verrucosum is the source of this 3095-nucleotide messenger RNA. RefSeq lists its product as uncharacterized. Gene Ontology annotation, molecular function: protein phosphatase regulator activity; protein phosphatase binding. NCBI's taxonomy places the organism in Eukaryota, Viridiplantae, Streptophyta, Magnoliopsida, Solanales, Solanaceae. The coding region runs from base 220 to 2769 and encodes 849 amino acids. The record is from RefSeq and is a predicted model, not a curated record. The transcript is spliced from 19 exons.
UUCGUUUACUCUUCUUUGCCAUUUUUCUGAAAAACUCUCUCUCUCUUCUAUCUCGCUCUAAUCUCUAUCGAUAUUUACGGCUUCGCUUUCUUUUGAUCUUCAAAACCUAGGGUUUGGCUCAACAACAAAAAAAAAACUUGAAAAAGCUCUCCGUCUCGAAUCUCUCUAUUCAAUUUUAGGGUUUACAGAUCUGUUCGGCUGUUAAUCUCUGAUUCAAAUAUGUUUUGGAAGCUUCCAGUCCUGUCGUCUUGUUCGCCGGUUGAAGCAGUACUAGACAAGGAAAAUUUCACUUUGGAAGAGCUUCUUGAUGAAGAAGAAAUAAUCCAAGAGUGCAAAGCUUUGAACAGUCGUCUCAUAAAUUUUUUGAGGGAGAGAACACAGGUUGAGCAGUUACUGCACUACAUUGUUGAAGAGCCUUCUGAGGAUGCUGAUAGCAAACAAACAUUUAAGUUCCCUUUCAUUGCCUGUGAGAUAUUUACGUGUGAAAUUGACGUCAUCCUUAAGACUUUGGUGGAUGACGAAGAGCUAAUGAAUAUGCUCUUUUCCUUUUUGGAACCAAGUCGUCCCCAUAGUGCCUUGCUGGCUGGGUACUUUAGUAAGGUGGUGAUAUGCCUUAUGGUGCGGAAGACUGCUGCACUUAUGAAUUAUGUUCAGGUCCAUCAUGAUGUUUUCCAACAGAUGGUGGAUUUGAUUGGUAUCACAUCCAUAAUGGAGGUUUUGGUGCGACUUGUCGGAGCUGAUGAUCAUAUGUACCCCACUACUAUGGAUGUGAUGCAAUGGUUGACUGAGAGCAAUUUAUUAGAAAUGAUAGUGGACAAAUUGAGCCCCUCUUGUUCUCCUGAAGUACAUGCUAAUGCAGCAGAAUCACUAUGUGCAAUAACCAGAAUCACACCAUCCCCUUUGGCCACCAAACUAUCAAGCCCAAGUUUUGUAGCCAGGAUAUUUGGUCAUGCCCUUGAAGACUCACAUUCAAAAUCUUCCCUUGUCCAUUCGUUGUCUGUCUGCAUCUCUCUGCUGGAUCCAAAAAGAUCAAUUCCAUCAUCUAUGAUGUAUUCUUUCCGGAACCAGCAGAUGUAUGAGUCUCCCGUGCAUGUCGAUCCGGACACUAUCGAUGCAAUGCUUCCUAAACUUGGUGGUUUGCUUGAGCUGUUGAAUGUAUCAUCUGAUGAGAAGGUUCUGCCAACAACAUAUGGAGAACUCAGGCCGCCUCUAGGAAAGCAUCGUUUAAAGAUAGUGGAAUUCAUUUCUGUGCUACUGAAGACUGGUAAUGAAGUUGCAGAGAGAGAAUUGAUCAGCUCUGGGACAAUUGAGAGGGUCCUGAAUCUCUUUUUUGAGUACCCCUAUAACAAUGCAUUACAUCAUCAUGUGGAGAGUAUAAUAUACUCAUGCUUAGAAAGUAAGACCAACACAAUCAUUGACCAUCUUUUUGAGGAGUGCAAUUUGAUUGGGAAAAUAAUUCGAACAGAUAAACAGCCUACAGUUUCUGGUGAUGGAAAUCAGCCCACCUUACCAGCUACUGGAAAACAAGCACCCCGAGUAGGUAAUAUAGGGCAUAUAACUAGGAUUUCUAACAAACUUAUUCAGUUGGGAAACAGCGACAACUGCAUUCGAGCACAUCUUGAGAAGAAUAUGGAAUUUAGUGAUUGGCAUACCACUGCCUUACAGGAGCGUAAUACAUUAGAAAAUGUCUACCGCUGGGCUUGUGGCCGACCUACUGCAUUGCACGACAGAACGAGGGAGAGUGAUGAGGAAGACAUUCAUGACAGAGAUUAUGAUGUAGCUGCUUUAGCGAAUAAUCUGAGUCAAGCAUUCCGCUACACCAUAUAUGAUAAUGAUGAUGCUGAAGAGGGGCGUGGAGCUCUCGAUCGAGAUGAUGAGGAUGUUUAUUUUGAUGACGAGUCUGCUGAAGUUGUGAUAUCAUCCCUAAGGUUGGCAGAUGAUCAGGGGAGCAGUUUGUUCACAAAUUCAAAUUGGUUUGCAUUCCAAGAUGAUAGAAUUGGUGAUACUUCUAUGAGCACCUCACCUGCUGAUGUGAUGGAGGAUAUUAACCUCAAUGGAAUGUCAAAUAGUAGCAACAGCAAUAGUGAUGAUGAAGUGGUAGUUGGAGAGGAGGAUGAAUUGGCUGAGAGCAAAAAUUCUAAUGCAAUACCCAACUCUAGUUCGAACCCCUUUAAUGGGUUCAGCAUAGCCAAUUCUGGUAAUGAUGGCGACUUUAAUCAACAGAAUGAGAAAGCAGACACCGCAACUGACAUGAUGUUCGAGACAUCAGGGAGUGAUGACCCCUUUGGAGACAGGUCUAUGCCUGAAUGGGUAGCAUGGGGGGAUGCCUCAAAUUUUCAAGUUGGUGGAUCCACCGUCAACCCAUUUGUAGACCAUAGCAACUCCGCUGACCAUCUUGCCAAUCUAGGGGAAAUAGGAACUCCACCACUUAAUUCUACUACUAGUUGUAGUGGAGAAUCUAUUCCAAAUGGUGUCUCAUCUCCUGAUUCUAGCAAAAGUUCAGGAUCUGAUUCUAGUCAGAAAGCAACCACUGUUCAUUCUUUAUUUGAAGAGGAUGUUGAAUUUGUCGGCGUGGAAUUGGAAGGUACUGAGAAGGCGAUGGAACAUGCUCUUAAAGAGGGGAUUGUUGGCGAAGCCGCUCCAUUGAAAAGGAGCAUUGUUCCUAAGGUACCAGAAAAGGAGAGCACAGAUGAUGGUGGGGCAGGAACAAAGGAGUACAACGAUGCAAACUACUGGAGGGUUGACCAAGAAGUUGCAGUGUCGGAAUAACUGUGGAGAUGUAUUGAAAACCUGGAAUCCAGAGCUACUAGCCAGGAUCCCCAACUACUAUCGAUUGGUGAGUUUAUGCAAGCACAUGUGUACAGUGUACUUUGGUUACAAUUGGGAUCAAACAAUAGGCUAAUGUAAGGUUUGUCACCAAUUAAUUAUUGUUACUCUUAUUUAUGUUUAUUAUAAUUCAGGUUAUGAUUUCAUUGUAAAGAAAUUUUGGUUUCUCGUCUGACUUUGUCAUCUUUCUGUAGUUUUAUGGAUUCUGGAGUAAAUCUCAGUUCUCCAUCCCAUUAAGAGCAGGCGUAAAGGCUGCCUUGUUGAGACUA